CUCCUAAGGACCAAACAUGACUACGAAUAUAGCAGGUAUCAUCUCUGUGGUGUUUUUCUACAUCAUUAUCCUGGUGGUAGGAAUAUGGGCAGGCAAGAAAAAGAAAACUCCGGGCAGCGAGCUGGAGGAAAGCGAAGAAGUGAUGCUAGCGGGUCGGAAUAUAGGCAUGUUCGUCGGCAUAUUCACUAUGACAGCUACGUGGGUUGGAGGAGGUUAUAUAAACGGUACGGCAGAAGCAAUCUACAGUAAUGGAAUAGUCUGGUGCCAAGCACCUUUUGGAUAUGCUCUCUCAUUGGUAAUUGGUGGUCUGUUCUUCGCGAAUAAAAUGAGAGAGGAAGGGUACGUAACGAUGCUGGACCCUUUCCAGGAUCUUUUCGGGAGCAGAAUGGGAGGUCUACUUUUCAUACCAGCCCUCUGCGGAGAGGUGUUCUGGUCAGCAGCUAUUCUGGCUGCUUUAGGAGCAACUGUAAGUGUCAUCAUUGAUUUGGACAAUAACACCUCCAUUAUUGCCUCAGCCUGCAUUGCCCUCUUCUAUACUCUCUUUGGAGGACUCUACUCUGUUGCCUAUACUGACGUAAUACAACUGUUCUGUAUAUUUAUAGGACUGUGGCUGUGCAUCCCGUUUAGCCUGACAAACUCUGCAGUAGGCAGCCUGGCACUGAAAGACACAGACUGGGUUGGCUCUCUGGAACCCUCCUCCAUUGGACAGUACCUCGACUAUGGGUUACUGUUAGUACUUGGUGGAAUACCGUGGCAGGUAUAUUUCCAACGGGUUUUAUCCUCUAAGAGUGCCUUUCGUGCUCAGCUUUUGUCGUACGUGGCGGCAGCCGGUUGUAUCAUCAUGGCCAUUCCUCCAAUGAUUAUCGGUGCAGUCGCAAAAGCCACAGCCUGGAAUGAAACAGCCUUUACUGGUCCGCUACCACUGGACGCAGAGCACACAUCUUUAGUAUUACCCAUGGUUCUCCAGUAUCUUACCCCUGCCGCUGUCUCAUUUGUUGGUCUGGGAGCAGUGUCUGCAGCUGUCAUGUCUUCAUCUGAUUCUUCUAUUCUGUCAGCGGCUUCCAUGUUUGCCCGAAACAUCUAUAAACUCAUCAUCAGACAGAAUGCCUCGGAAAGGGAAAUAAUUUGGGUGAUGCGUGCGGCCAUCAUCUUUGUUGGUAUCCUAGCGACAGCCAUGGCAUUGACCGUCAAAUCCAUUUACGGGCUGUGGUAUUUGUCAUCCGAUUUGGUUUACGUGAUGCUCUUUCCCCAGCUAGUUUGCGUCGUCUACUUCAAGAAAUUCUGCAACACUUAUGGGUCCGUAACUGCUUAUGUUGUGGGCUUUCUCUUGCGAGCCUUAGGAGGCGAAGAAAUUGUGGGUCUCCCGGCCGUCAUCAAGUACCCUUUCUACAAUGAAGAGAAUGCCGAGCAGCUCUUUCCUUUCAGAACCCUAUCGAUGUUAUUGAGCCUGACGACGUUGUUGUUGGUGUCCAUCAUAAGCAAGCGCCUCUUCGAGAGUGGACGCAUCCCACCGCAACUGGACAUCUUCCACUGUGUCGUUAAUAUCCCCGAAGACAUCCUCAAGGUUCAAGAACCCCAGGAAGGUGAGAUGAGCGUUCUCAAUGCCCAUUUGACAAAAACAUAUCAAUCAGAAAUGAAUGGAAGAGUCAAUCCGGCACUGACCCUCAGUAGCGAUGAGGCCGAAUCCGAUUCUCCACUGUCGUCACUGACGAAGCAGCCACCCCCUCCCUACUUUGCCACCAACCCUAUCCAAAAUACGACGGGUUUCUGAAAGCGUGGUCCAUGGUCCAAUAUCUCCCCGUUGGAGUAAAAUCCCUUACAAUUUCAGUGUUCUUGGCAGUACUGAGUAUAGUUCUUGUUUUUGUACUAUUCAUGUAGUACACCAAAUAUGCUGUAGGCACAGUUUUGAUGUUAGAUUCGUUUACUGCGCAUAAGGAAAUAAUUUAGAAUGGCAUUUAGCGAUGCUAAACCGUCAUUUAUAUUUUUUUAUGUUUAUAUCAAAUUUGAGAUUUAAAGUUCUAUAUAAAAGCCCACACAGUUAAUCCAGAAAAUGUAACAAAUGUUUUUAUAGUAGUAUAAUGCUUAGUUAUACUCUUCUAACUUCAAGGAUAAGUUUAGGUUUCUCUGAAUCCGAUUUGCUAAUUGAAUGUCUAUAUCUGAUAUGAAAAAAUUUGUUUAGUGAACCUUAUACAUGUCCUUAUGUUUCAUAUCUAAAAAGGGGAUAAAAUUUGAGUAACUUAUUACUUUUCCUUUCUAAAUUAAUAACAUUGUAAAAGCAUAUUUGCAACGCAUUUCAAGGAAGGUUUAUUAUUAUUCGAAAAAUAAAACUAUUCGAAAUUUAAUGUUCAAAGAACAUUAUAAUUACACGUAUUAUUUAUCAGCAGCAAUUAAUUCUGAAAUUAUUAACGAUUAUCAUACGAAUUGGCUAUAGAACGAAAUGAUAUAUAUUUCCAAAAGACAUGACUGAUAAAAGUAUACAAAACAUUUCUAAAAUACAUUUCAAGAACUAUAUUCUUUUCAGAAAGUAAUACAUUAUGUAAAGCUGCACGAUAAAUCAUCAACUGAGAGGUGUUUUGGAAAUUUUUUCAGAAGGUUGCAUAUGAGAUUAAUUAUUUUAAUUCAUAAAAACGUAUUUCAGGUCUCUCGCAUUUUAUUCAAAAAUCUAUUGCGUUAACUCUUACUUAUAUACCGGUUACCUUAUAUUGUUUGCUAAUGAUUGUAGAAUUUCUAGUCUUUCUAGUCUAGUAGUCAUAUGUUAUGGACGUUCUUAUAUAGCUUAUUAUAUGCUAUGGUGCAAUUACAGUUAUUUAACACUAAUUUAAUGAAUACAGACACUUUUCGCAGCUUAAUUUUAGGAACAAAUGUUUCGUUAUUUAUGAAGCCAAAGUAAAACAUUUAUUUUCUCAAGGUCAUUUGACCGGACAUCAGUGCCAAUAUUAUUAACAGAUACAACUCUCAUGUAUCAAUCAGAAUAAAACAUAUUGUGGUAAGAAAAUAUUUUAUUCUUUUAUACAUGCAGCAUUUUUAUGUCGAGAGUCUUAGAUUAUUCUAAUACGUUCUGCCAAGAGCACUGCAAAUUGUACUUUGAGAUUGGCUUUUAUGUUUUUAGUGUCAUUUACCCUUGAUACUAGAGCUUUAAUGGCAGUUGAAGCAGUUGGAAAGUAUGAAUAUACAUAUCACCUUAGUAUACUGUUUGUUAAUUAGAGAAAUUAUUUGUUACGAUCUAACAUAAGCAUGUUGAUGUUGAAGGAUACCAUUAUUUGUUAUGAAAUGUGGUAAAAUUAGCCCUCGUGUAAUAUCUCCAUUGUCGCAAUUGUUUACAUUUCAUUUUACGUAGAGUAUGCUGAUAAUAUUUAUUGCAAUUUCUAUUAUGUAACCUUUUUAUUGCCUCACAGGUGUUAUACAAUUUACAAACAUAUCAUGGUGGAAUAAAUGCCGCUAGUCCAUAGUGAAGAGAAAUUCAAAUGUCUUAAAUUUGUACAUUUUACUAAUAUGUUUGUAUAUUCUUGUAAAGGUGAAUAAUUGAAAGACAUUUAGGACAGAAUUUUAACUUAUUUUUAAAAUAUUCGGUCUGUGCUCUGACCUUAAAAUAUCAGAUUUUUGAUUAAAGUACUAAAUUAUGAAAUUGCAGUUUUAAUAUAAGCUGUAAGCAAAUAACAUUAUUUAAAGCUAAUGAUUACGUAUGUAAAUCUAAUGACAUGAUUUUAUUUUGAACCUAUUCAUAUAUUUUUGUAAGCAGAAAUUUUCAAGCUAUAUUCUCAUAGCACGGAAUUUAAUAAACACUAACAAUAGCUAGGCUGUUACAUAGAAUUUAAAAAAUAGUAUGAAUAGGAAAAGAAUUAAUUUUUAUGAAUUUUACAAAAUGUGCAAUACUGUUGCGUGAAUUUUUAUAUGAGUUGCAAGGAAUCUUUAAUUGAAAAUAAUAGGUUUGGGUGAGUUUGGUUCCUAAUCAAUCAUAUUAUGAAUUAACAAUAAAGACGUAAAAUUCUUUAAUACUUUCAACGCUGUUUAUCACGUAAUUGUUCAUUUCAAACUGAUUUUCACGUAAUUUGCAGUUGAAACUUCAAUAAACUAUAUUAUACAAUUACUUAAUAUAGAAUGUGUUUCACAAACAUUUAUCAUGGCUUCUUUUUAUUUCGUGGUGCUAAAUUCAUAAUUUUUUUUUGCAAUUUUUUUCCAAACAGCGUAAAAAAUUUGAAGAUAACAGACUUAUGCUUGUAGUUAUUUUCUUAAUACCAGGAAAUUUAAAUUUUAUGUGACAACUUUCGAAUAAAAUAUUUACUUAAAAAAUUGUUUGAUAUCUUAAGUACAAAUAUAAGUUCGAUAGUAAUAUAUAAUUAGUUAAAUAUUAAUAUCUGUUUAAACAAAGAAAAAAAAUAGUAUGAUUCUAUAACCUUUCUCAGUUCUUUGCAAAAGAAAUUUGGAUGGGAUUGUGAACGGUAUGAAAGCAAAAGCAUUUAUUGAAUUCACUCCUAACGGAAUGUAAAAUUUUGGUUUAAAAAGUGCAGUACCGUUACAGAAAAUUUGAAUAGCAUUUUUAAAAUGUAUAUAAAAUAAAUAGUCUAAUGAAAUUUGAAAAUUGCUGUAUGUCUGUGAGUUUUUUAAUCGUCUCCCAGUUUUUCAGAAAAUGUAUAUCAGUUUUGAAGCUUUAAUUUUUAUUCGAUACACUCUAUACAUAUUUAUCAAAUCAGUUGAGUUUUUUCAUAAUAGUCUGAUUCUUUACAAUUUAUUUUUACUUAUUUUCUUAUACUCCAUUUCUCGUCACAUAGCACCAGCAGUUCAAAAGAUAAAGCCAUGAUCAGUUUUUCUGAAACACUUUGAUUCAUCUUAUGCGUGGGUUUUACACUAUAAAAUCCUAAAUUAAUGGAGUAAAAUUUAUACUUAUUUUUAUAACGUUUCUAAUUUCUGUACUGGCACGCAAAAGUCUUGGUUUUGGUCCAAAAUUCCACAAAGCUCCAAAAUUUCUUCCCUGCUGGCUUUCGAACAAAAUUUUAGGAUUUAGAAUUUGAAUAACUUAGUUCAAACAUAUACAUAUUUCAAAUAUUUAUAUAUAUAUUCAGAUUUAUAAUUUAUAAGAAAUGCAUCAAAUAUGUAAUAUUGUAACUUCAGAUUUAUAAGCAUUUACGAGUGCGAGGAGGUAUGUACUAAAAUACAGUAUUUGCAUAAAAUAUUUCAUAAUUAAGUUUUAUGAUUAAGAAAUGAAUUAAGUUAAGCAAAGAAUAGAGAAAUAAUUUUUGUUGAAUAUCUUAAACGGCAGCAUAUCAUUCAAUGUAAACAAAAACAUUGAAAUAUGCAGAUGUGAAACGUAACUGAAAAACAUUAUAGAAAAAAUACUUCUUUAAAAGAUAAAAUCGAUAUAGAUUCAUAGAUUAAUUAGCGAAAUUCAUAGAUUAAUAUUAAGCGUAAAAAGACGAUUCCUAACUGUCAUACAAAAUAUAGUUUAAAAUUCAAAUAUGUUAAUAAUUAAUAAGCUAAUAAAAUAUAAAUAAAAUGUGAGAUAUGCAUUGUAUGAAUGUAUACCUCGUAUUUUGAUUUGAUAAAUAAAACUUUUGUGUGCAUUACAUUAUUUUGAACUUUAAAAUAGAAUUAAAAACAUGAGGAGAAAAAAAAAUAGGUUUUGAAAUUACAUAUACAAAAGAAAAAUAACCUUUUUUAAAUAUAUUUUCCUUAUAUAAUGCAAAUGUAUCACCUGCAACUAUAUUUGCUAGCUCUGUUAGCAAAUAUGGUUGUUAGCAAAACCUCCUUCUUCAUUGUAUGUUUUCUAUCUUUUAUGAUAUCUCUUUGUUCAUACCUACAUAUAUGCAACAGAAAUUAAGUAAAUUGAUAAAUUAAUGAUAGCAUCUAAAUAAGUGCUUAUAAAGUAAGAAGCUGGAAUUAUUCAAAGAAGCAAUGUGGAUUUUGAAAUGGGUGUAGUUUAUUUAUAUUUACAUUUAAGUUUUCUAAAACUGUGAAAAUAUACAGAAAUAAAAGUUAAGAAUGAGUAUAACUCAUAAGAAAGUUUAUUUACGUUUAAACAUGUGUAUUUGACACUAAAAUUACUUUUUAUUAGUUUAUAUGUUUUUAAUAUAGUUUUUAAUCGUAAUAUUAUAAACCAAUCUUAUAUAAAGAGAAGCACUGAAAUUUGUAGUAUGAUAAGUUAUUGUGGAAAAAUCCGUUACUUGAUGGAGAGUAAUUUUAAACUGACGUUCAGUGCAUGUAUUUAACAUUGGACUGAAUUAUUAAGUAUUAACGGGAAAUUUCUAUUGCAUAUACUGGUGAAGAUUUUUCUAUUUUGACCUUUUUAAAUUUGUAUACCUACAAAUAAUAUUUAAUGAAACAUUUUUCCUUUUAAAGCAAAGCUCAGCCCUUUUUGUGCAAUGAACUUAGAAUAUCGUAGGCUUUUAACAAAAACUACACAUAUCAGCUACCAUGCGGAAAGCCUGUUAGUAAUUAAUUCUUUCCACUAUCUAAAUUUCUUAAUUUAGAUUUAUUAACUAAAUUAGUUAAAAUUAUUUAUUAAUU
Molecule: messenger RNA, 6501 nt
Organism: Stegodyphus dumicola
Lineage: Eukaryota; Metazoa; Arthropoda; Arachnida; Araneae; Eresidae
Gene: ChT
Product: choline transporter
Biological process (GO): acetylcholine biosynthetic process; choline transport; transmembrane transport
Cellular component (GO): plasma membrane
Molecular function (GO): choline:sodium symporter activity
Source: RefSeq, a predicted model, not a curated record